This is a messenger RNA of Rhipicephalus microplus (southern cattle tick), 7834 nucleotides long. RefSeq lists its product as uncharacterized. Gene Ontology annotation, biological process: adenylate cyclase-activating G protein-coupled receptor signaling pathway. Gene Ontology annotation, cellular component: membrane. Lineage: Eukaryota; Metazoa; Arthropoda; Arachnida; Ixodida; Ixodidae. Gene Ontology annotation, molecular function: G protein-coupled receptor activity. The record is from RefSeq and is a predicted model, not a curated record.
GCGGCGAGCGAAACCAGCGAAGCGCGUUGACGUAAGGAGGCGUCUGCUACUGCGUGUUCCGGGGCCUGCCGCUACGUAUAGGGUUCUAGGAGCCUAGAGCCAAAACACCCCAUGCAGACUCCGGAGGCGUCGAUGAGACGCGGCGGGUCACAGUGUUCUCAACAGUGCAACCGGUUUUGUUUGCACGACGGACUCUGCGUGCUCCUCUAAGCAGGCCAAUGGAACGAGAGUCGCCCAUUCACUGCGCCCCACGGCGCCCCCCGGGUUAGUCGGACGUUCGUCGCCACCGUUGCUGCAGCCUCCCGGUCCGAUCCUGCUAGCCCGGGCCUCCUGCUGCUCGUGCAUCGAUCGUUCGAAUAAGUGGCGGUAAGCGAAUGCGCGCGCUCGAAAUCCCCAUUUCUCUGGGCGCGCGCGAGGAAUCGGCGCCCAGCUUCGCGCGCUCGCUUCACGCCGCAAUUGUAACCAACGUAUCCCCGACGGCCGGUUGCCACUUUGUUCCAGCCGGGACCCGAUGGAGGCGAGCUCGGGUAAACGCGCCACGUCCCUCCGUGAGAUCGAUUCGCUCUGCGCUGCUGCCCGGACAAAGUCGUGCACGAAGGCCAAGAAACGUCGUCUCGCACUGGCCGGACACAACGGACGCCGCAGCUCGGAAAACUCGGCUUUUGUGAAAGGAGUGUCUCGACCAAGGAAAGUGUCUCCCUGUGCUUGAAGUUUGUGGUGCGGUGUUCUCUUUUCCAACCCGUGUGCUGCUGCUACCUGUGGGUUCUAUCAUGACAGUUCUGCGCUGCGCCUCAGCGGCCGUGGUCAGUUGCUGUGUCGUGCUCGCCGUACUCGAGUUCGUGCUUCGCGCCGAAGCCGCAGAGGUGUUUCGCGACUGCGGUGGCGUGCUGCGCGGACCGAGGGGUGUCAUAAGCACUCCCGGCUUCCCGCGCCCUUACCCGGUGCCCAUCGCGUGCCGAUGGGUGCUGGAAGCGGCACCCAGGCAGCGAGUGGCGCUCUACUUGACGCAGUUUUACAUGCGCGAGGGUGUGACGGUGUCGGAGUACCUGUUCUACUCGGACGAGCAACUGAACAUGGGCGGCACGCUGAUCGGCUCCAUCACGUCGGAAACCGAGCCCACGCAUGUGUUGAGCAACAAGCCAGUCAUGGUCAUCGACUUCCAGGUUCGCGAGCCGGGCAAUAUCCACCAUCGGGUGCUGGACCUGUUCCUGGACGUGUACGGCUUCAACCUGACAUACGAGAUGCUCGAGGCCAACGAGAGCAUGCGCGCUGAUCCCUGCCUUGGGCACCACUGCUCCUUCACGGGCGUGUGCCUGGCCGCAGCCGACUGGAGCCGUUACAGCUGCGCUUGUCUCGGCGACUUCUACGGCGACGAGUGCCAGUUCUCGCCGCGCUGCGGUCCUGACAGUGCCGCCCGUUCCUCGUCGUCCCUGUGCAACAAUGGGGGCACAUGCCGGUAUUACAUUGGAAGCAAGACUCAGACAUGCAUUUGUCCUCCCGAGUACAAGGGCAGUCGAUGCGAGUACCUGGUGCGCCCAGAACAAGUUUUAGAUUGUAACCAGCUGAACUGCACCCAGCUUUGCACCGAAGCAGGGCCACAGCCUCACUGCGAGUGCAAUUCUGGCUUUAGGCUUGAUGAUGACGGCCGCACCUGUUCUCCUGCAAGUCGCACCCGUUUUCUUGUUCAAGUUAAGCUUUACGACCGCAACGUUGACCUUGCCCGAUUGGAUUCAAGGAGCCGUUCGCAGCUACAGGCAGGCCUGGAAGAUGCAUUGAAGUCACUGUUUGCCAGCCACACCAAAGCAUUCGACAACUUGGCCGUGCUACAGUUUAUGCAGAACGCUGUGGUUCAGUUUCACCUGUUUGGUCGCCAGGAAGAGCGAUCCACUGUCGAGGCGGUUCUUGAGGAAGCACUCAAGGGAGGCAAGCUUGGUCCCUUCGCCGUCGACCGAGAGUUCCUGCAGAUUAGCCAAGAGCCAGCAAUGCACAUAGAGAUGAUGCAAGUGUCACCGCACACGCCUCGCGUGGGGGAAGAACUGAUGGUGGCCUGCAUCGCGGUGGGCUCGAGUGCUCUGUCCGUGCACUGGUUCAAGGAUGGCUUCCCCGUGGAUCCCGAAGUUCCCUUCCGCUCCCUGUGGACCUCUCGCGUUGCCAAGAACAAACAAGACCAGUACACCCUACUUCUGGGUAUUGACCGCGCCACUACCCUCGACAGCGGUGUAUUUACGUGCCAGGUCAGCGACUGGGGAGCGGUGCAGAACAAGAGCAUGCGGGUGCGCCUGGAUGUGGCGCCACGACCGCUGGUGUCGCCGCUGGCAGUGACACUCCUCGAGGGCCAGCCACUCGAACUGAGCUGCCUGUCCCCCCACGCAGGGGGCAUGAGUCCCCUGGGUUUCCGGUGGCUGCGCAACGAGCGCCUCCUGCCGCCUCGAAGCCCAGAGCUCACCGAGGAUCUCUACCCAGCCGGCUCGCGUCUCGUCCUGGCAAAAGCCAGGUCUUCGGCCACUUACACCUGCGUGGCGACGGGCCCCUUAGGUUCGGGUCGUGCCGACGCGUUCAUCACUGUGCUCGCACCGCACGUGUCAGCGGAAGUCUGUCCAGCAGAGGAGUCGCACGGUGUCCAGUGGCAGCGCACUGCAGCCCACUCGCGGGACGUCCAGGCAUGUCCACAGCCGCUGUACAUGGAGGGUCGUCUGGAGCGCCCCUGUCGACUCUCGCUCGACCGUCAGGCCCUGUGGGGGAGCCCGGAUUUCUCGGGGUGCACCGAUGCGAGGUUGGCGCAGCUCCAGUGGAAACUGGAAAGCAUGCGCAUGGGCUACUUGGUCUCCUCGGGGCAGCAGCUGUCCCUGGAGCUGCGCCAGUACCUUCAGGGGCGCCCGCUUCAGCCCGGCGAGGGGCGCCCUCUUGUGAGGUUUCUCGGAGGACUAGUAGACUACCUGAGCCACCCAGUACUACGACAUGGAGGACAACCUGCGCUAGCUGCAACUGAUGCCAUCUGGGACGUUGCUUCGCAUUUGCUGGCUCGCAAGCCGCUGCUGUUGCAAGAUCACACGGUUAUAGAACAACUUCAGAGGCACAUACUGCACUUCGGGCUUCUGGCGGCAGCAGCACUCAGCCCUGGCCGCUUCAAGAAUUUCGACCGACCUGCUGUGGUGGUGUCCCUCGGACGAAUAACGCGGCACUCUCCAGACGCGGCAGUGGUUCGCAUUCCCCUGCCCGGUGCUGCAACUUCCGCUUGGGCCGGGAACUCCUUGGAACUCAGUAUGAAACCCGAAAGCCAAGGUGACCACAAGGAGCUUCUGGUUGCGGUGGCUCUAUUCAAAACACUCAACGAGCUGCUGCCCGAGCGUUUUCUCGCACAACAAGAGAACCUCGAGGAGAGGUCUCACGAGCUUCAUUCACACCUCAUCAGCGUAGCCCUCAGUAGCAGCGAAGGAGUCGGCAUUCGAGUCCAGUUGGUUCAUAUCAGACCGCUGGCCGACCAGGAGGUUGUCUGCGGCAUCGCUGACCUUUCGCACAGCAGGGUCCACUUCCUGCUUGAUGGGUGUCGCACCGAGUCACGAGGGCAUAAUAGGAGCUACACCUGGUGUACAUGUGAUCGGCCAGGCAUGUACGCACUGCUGGUUGGAGAGGAACCGAAGGCUGAAUUGCUGGAAGGCCAAGUAACCGAUGUGGUGGCUGGCUUAGGCUGCGGUGUAUGCCUGGUGCUAGUACUGCUCACCCUAGCUGUGGUUCUGUUUCGGUGCUGCCGUCGAUUGCGCAGCCAGGGCUCUUGCUGCGGUCUGGACAUGCUGCACGCCCAGGUGUGCGUGGCCCUGUGUGGUGCGUGCGUGGCAUUGCUCCAGGGCGUGCAGGGAAGGCUGGCCCCCAGGGCGUACCCGUACGUCGUCUCGAUCCUGCAACUGUGCCUGCUGGCGGCCUGCUGCCUGCAGCUCUGCGUUGCGCUCGUGCUGUACGUGCAGGUCGUGGACGCGCACACAGUGCAUCAUGCCGUGUUCAAGGUGGCUGCCCUGGGCUGGGCCGUGCCAGUGAUUGUGGUGGGAGCCAACCUGGCUGCCCAGGUGCUGGAAGGCUUCCGCCUCGAAAGCUGGUGGCUGACGCUGUACACGCCCUCGGGACACCUGUCUAACUACUUCUGCGCCUACGUGGCCUCCCUCGCCAUCAUCACAGCUCUUCAUUUCUUGCUCUUCCUGACCGUGCGCGGAGAGCUGCGGCGUCAGCGGCUCAUGGGCAUUUCCAAGAAGCAGGCUUCCAGCAGCCGGUCAAGCGUCCUGACGGGUUCCAUGCUGGUGCUGGUGGCACUGCUGGUGGUGUCACUGACAAGCAUCUUGUACAUCAACAUGGAGGGCUCCCGCCUGCGCUCCUACAUGCUUGCCACCACCCUGGGCCUUCUGGGCUUGCUGGUGUUCUUCUUGUACGUGGUGGCAGUCAGGGAAAAGCAGCCACCCUCGCCAAGCCUGGCAACCAGGGGUAACGCCACCAAAGGCAUAGCAGGUCCAACCGUUCUGGCGACCGUGAUGGGUCGUGAUGAAUCUGAGGGUCUGCUGGCUCAGGGAAAUGCGGGGCUAGAUCUGCCACGGUUAGAGGAGAGCCCCCACGGAUCGCGCUCACAGAUCUUCGAGGCCAAGAACGAGGACGAGGAAUCAUCUCAGCAGCAGUCCGACCCUUCCUUCACGGUCACCGCUGUCUGAUUUGCCGUCCGCCAAGCGUGCGUGUGUGUGUGCUGUGCCAGCCGUCACCGUGGUUAUCGAACAAAGGAUCAAAAGAAGGAAAAAAGGAACACUCAGUGCACAGGAGUGUCCUUCCCACAAAUAAGCCAUUUCCUUUGAUCACUCCAUCAUCGUAAAGCAUUACACCAAAAGGUCCAUUUGCUCACACCAUUCACCAAUAACACUGCAGUCUUUGUCCACUGCCACAUUAUGCAUUUGCUGCGUCUUUUAGAGCAGUGCGUGGAGCUCCCCAUUUUCGCUCAUCAGUGCCCCGACUAUAUUUACAUUUUUGGGGUGUUUCCUUUGUUUGUUCAGGCUGUGACAAUAAUUGCCAUUGAUUGAGAAUAUCAAUGUUAAGCAGCCUUGGUUGCUCUAGUGUCAGCAAUGUUGCGUGCAUGUGCGAGUGUGACUUAGAGGACAGGUGCCGUCACGCGAUGCUUUGCAAGGAAGGUGAACGGGGGAGGUUAGGAUACACCUCAAAAUGUUAAAGAGCGUUUGGAGCAUGGGCAGAACACUGACACAGUUGCACAUUGCAGAAAGACGUCUCCGGAUAUUUUUAAGCGUGCUGUAGUGGUGCACUGCCUUAAAAACAGGUACUUUUGAUUUACUUGUAAGAUAGAGUUUUUAGUAACUGUUUUUAUCUUCAUGUCUUCGUCCCAGGUUUUAAUGUACAUUUAUGCCAAGAGCAGGCCUCUUAUUUUUUUUUUUUAAACCAUUUCUUUCACUUGAAAGCUUACUUAAGAUCACGGAUCAGAUCUGCAAAUUCUUGUUCAUAUUUUUAAGUGAUGCACAUUUUUAAACUUCCCAAGCGUUUCCACAAUUUCACUAAUUUAGGCCAAGUUUUUACUAUGUUUACACACCUCUCACAGAACUGAAACCGACUCAAGGCUUAAUUUUAUCAUUAAGGGUGAGCACCUACCGCACAAAAUGCAAAACUUCAUUUUAAAGUGGACUUAAACUUUUCCAUUGCCACACAGUUCACAAUUCAUCUGAUUUUAUUAGCAAUUAGUGGUCAUUAUGCACGUUGACAAUACACUAUUGACAGCCACUAGUCUUCAUCAUUCGGCCACCUAAUGCAGCUGUCAGUUUGGCCAGCUGAGUAGGUGACUGUGUCAGUGUUCCUUCAGGAAUUCUGUCCCAUCUGAUAACUCCUCAUUCACGAAGGGGGAAAAAAAGACGCAAGUUUAACGCUCGACUUAAUCCCAACUACCACAGUCAUGACUUGUGUAAAAAAAUAAGGCGGUUGCGUUGUCGUACGCAACACAACUUGCCACUGCGGGGCCACCACUUUUGUGCUCACACUUGCGCACGCUUCACGCAAAUCACCGUCGAAGUUUUCCACCACCUAUACUUGUAUUGUCCGUAGUGACUGUUGUUCGCUGGCAGUCGUGUGCAUUCAAUUCACAAGUUGCUGGUAGGCACCGGAAACAUCUCCACGUUGCUCAUUCCCUUUUUGGCACAACUUAUCACAAGUUGUCACAUCUUGUCACUUUGUAAGGCUUCGCGAGUGCCACACACCAACAUAAGCAAUCCUUCAGUCAAAGCGCUUGUCAUUGACUGCUGCGUGGUUUGAAACACGUUUUCAUUUAAUCACAUCUCGAGAAACCGUUGGUUUCAAUUCAUUUCACUUUGACACACUUUUCUGCACUGGCACUGGUGCUGUUUCGAGAAGCGUGGUUGUUGGCCUUGCAGAUUGUUGGCCAUGUUUUCCAUGGUGCUUCUUGAAGAAAUGUGAUAGUUGAAAGCAGACGUCUCAGAUUACUAUGUAUAAGAAGCUGUGAGGAGUCAUUUUUCAAUACAUGAAAGUAGCCUCCAGCAACUCUGACAACCGCUUUGACUUGAAGCAAUUUUAUGUCUCCUUGGUCCCCCAAGUGGGCCUGUCUCGUCACAGUGCAAGUUAGCUUCGUUGUAUUUAUUAUUAUGCUACCGCGUUAUUUAUUUAAGGCAUCUGCACACCACAGAUGCCCAUUGUAUUCACAUUGUUCUUGCUGAUUUUUAACGUGUACUGUGAUGCUUUGAAAAAAAAAAAAAAACCCCACGACACCCAACAUGUUGCCACUUGCUGUGCGGUAUGCGAGUUUUCAAAGAGGCUUCAAGCUUUUUUAUUUACGCUUCAAGCUUGUCCUUGCUGCCAAUCGAUGUAACAUUGGCUUUGAAUGUUUUUUAGAGGACCUACCCGUUGUGUUCUGUGCUAAGCUGUGCAAUGAACUGUUUCGAAAUUUAAAUUUUUCUCGGCUCAGGGAACGCAUUGGUUGCCGCUCGCUAUCCAGUAUGGCCCACUCAUACAAGGAACACUGUUUUAAAUGCCAUUGUCUCGCUACAAAAAAAGUUGCGUAUGCACACGGGUAACAUUGUACGAUGUUCUCCCAUGCUUUCCAUAUAACUUUUAUGGUGUAUAUGUGGAUUUCACGUAAACACAGCCUAAUUUGUUCGAAUUAUAUGAAAAAUGUGAAAAUUAUUUGACUGCAUAUGUAGCUAUGCAGAAUAGAGAUUAUAUAAUGGAGGUGUAAAGCCUGUUUUGCUAAUACGACCCAUCAAUUUUUCCUUAAGCUAAAAUGGACUUGUUCCAUUUAUUGUUGAUUUUAUUAUCAAAUGAGUGUGUCUAUUAAGACAUUGUUUCAUAUUGUAUUGGGACACUGCUUUACACAUUAGAGUAACUGUGUGUUUGUCUUCCAAAAGCUGGAAGCACAUGUGUUGUGCGUGUUGUGCGACCAUUAUUUUAAAAACAUGGCUGUUUUUAACGUGUUGUUUCCCCUGGUAGAGUAUGCAAAAGGGAUAACUUGGGUUCAAGGGUGUGUUUUUAGGUAGAGCAUUUCUUUGAUGAUUUUAGCUGUCACUUUUGCCAUGUUUUAGCGGGCGUGUUUAUGUGCCGGACCACAACAACCCUAAGCAAUGCAUUUUUGUUUGUUUCGGAGCCUGAACAUUUAUACAGUGUACGUGCGUGAUUAGUUGUGCAAUGUUGGUGGGCUGCCAACCGUUCCACUUUAGUUUUUGUGACGUGAACAAUCCUUUUACGGCUGCUGUGGCUCAGCUGUAAAAAAAAGUAUGUCUAGUCAUGUUAUGGAUGCAAAUUCAUUUUUAAAACUUUUUUUUACAACGAUCAAUAAACAUUGGUUGACAAUGAA